This is a messenger RNA of Rubroshorea leprosula, 810 nucleotides long. Lineage: Eukaryota; Viridiplantae; Streptophyta; Magnoliopsida; Malvales; Dipterocarpaceae. The record is from the annotation of a GenBank genome assembly.
UCGAGUAUGAUUAUUCUUUACCUUUUCUUAGGAAUUGUAGCCAGGUAUGUUGCUAUACGUCUCUGAAGAAUGAUCAAGGGAACUACAGAAGGUUGGAGGUCUGUUUCAUGGUCAACUGCAUGCUUCUUCCCUGGAAUUGUCUUUGUAAUCCUAACAGCAUUGAAUUUUGUUCUCUGGGGCAACAAAAGUACUGGUGUUAUUCCCAUUUCCUUGUAUUUUGAACUGUUAUCCCUUUGGUUCUGCAUCUCAGUGCCUCUAACCCUUAUGGGAGGAUUCUUUGGGACUAGAGCUGAGGCAAUUCAAUAUCUAGUGUGGACUAACCAAAUUCCCUGGGAGAUUUCUGCAUGGAAAUAUCCGUCAUGGCUUCUUAUCCUCGGUGCUGGAACCCUUCCAUUUGGAACUCUAUUCAUUGAGCUUUUCUUCUUCCUUUCUAGCCUCUGGCUUGGCAGGUUCUAUUAUGUCUUUGGGUUCUUGCUUGUAGUUCUUCUAGUUCUCAUUAUUGUUUGUGCUGAGGUGUCUGUGGUUCUCACUUACAUGCACCUCUGUGUUGAGGACUGGCAGACUGGUGGAAGGCUUUCUUUGCUUCGGGUUUAGUUGCACUUUAUGUAUUCCUUUACUCCAUCAAUUACCUGGUGUUUGACCUACAAAGUUUGAGUGGACCGGUGUCAGCUUUCCUUUACGUUGGCUAUUCCUUGAUCAUGGCAAUUGCAAUCAUGUUAUCUACAGGCGCCAUUGGCUUCCUUAUCUCAUUCUACUUCAUUUAGUACCUUUUCUUGUCUGUUAAGAUUUGAUUAAAAACUAUUUAUGACC